AUGCCGUCCGCUUCGCAAUCUUCACAGCAAUCCUUCACCAUGAGCCAGCAGUCGCAGCAGGCGCCCCCUAACGCUUCUUUUCACCGCGGCUUCACGAUCAACCCCAACGCUCCUCAAAUCUACUCGGCAUCCUACUCCGGAGUCGAUGUCUACGAGAUGGAAGUCAACGGUAUCGCUGUCAUGCGACGGCGCCAUGACUCUUGUCUAAAUGCCACCCAGAUUCUCAAGGUCGCAGGCGUCGACAAGGGCAAACGAACCAAAAUCCUCGAGAAGGAAAUCCAGACCGGGGAGCAUGAAAAGGUGCAGGGAGGAUACGGAAAAUAUCAGGGUACCUGGAUCAAGUUCGAGCGCGGCGUCGAAGUCUGCCGCUCAUAUGGCGUCGAGGAACUUCUCCGCCCCCUGCUGACCUACGAUAUGGGCCAGGACGGCGGCGUCGCUGGCCAAGGUGAUCUCAACACACCUACCAAGGAGCAGGCUAUGGCUGCGCAAAGGAAACGCAUGUACAGUUCUAGCGCCGAGGGGAGACCCAAUGGCGUCAACGGCACCUUCUUCAAGAAUAUCUCGAGCACCGCUUCACACGCUGUCGCCGCCAUUAGCAAGGCUCGAUUCGACUCACCCAACCCGCGCAGCCGAAACGGCCCAUCCCAACCACCCAGCUUUAGCAGACAGCCCUCGAUGCAGAAUGGCGAUGAAUUUCCCGGAAAUUCGCAACAGAGUUUUGCUUCGGAAUACAGCCAACACGUCGACUCCGCUUAUUCGACGCAACAGCCCAACGGCGUAGCUCCUAUGCCCGAGGCUGAACCGCCCCGGAAGCGCCAGCGAGUGAGCAUGACACCGGCUGAUAGCUUUGGAGGCUACAGUCAAAAUAUGGACGCCUAUGCGAACGCAUUCCCCGGAUCUCCGACCGAACCCAACGAUUCCUUCAUGUACCCCCAGAGUGCCAUCCAGGACCGAUCACCCAUUGAGGAAGCCAGCGGAUCACAAGCACCACUUCCAUUCGAGCUGUCUCAAGGCGCCGAGGCGAAGCGCAAUAUGCUUAUGGGUCUGUUCAUGGACACUUCCGCCGACGAUACUUCGAAGCACGAUAUGCUCCUCACCUGUACCCAAAGCGAGCUCGACAUGCCUAUAGACUCCCAGUGCCAUACUGCUCUGCAUUGGGCCGCUACUCUGUCGCGUAUGCCUCUCCUGCGGGCCUUGAUUUCCGCUGGUGCUUCUCCAUACCGGGUCAAUGCAUCUGGCGAAACCCCGCUCAUACGCGCCUGCCUUGUAACGAAUUCAAUGGACCACGGAUCCUUCCCUGAUCUGCUAGAGGUACUGGGCGGGACCAUUGAGGCCCGGGAUCACAAAGGCCGCACUGUCUUGCAUCACAUUGCCGUCACAAGUGCUGUGAAAGGUCGUAAUGCAGCAAGUCGAUAUUACCUGGAGAGCUUGCUUGAAUGGGUUGUUCGUCAAGGCAGCGUGCCCAGCAGCCAGAAUGCGGGCAUGAAUGGUGCCGCACCGAACGGCGCUCAAGUUACUAUUCCCAAGAUGGGCAUUGCUCGGUUCAUGAGUGAAAUCGUCAACGCCCAGGACAGCUGCGGCGACACUGCUUUAAACAUUGCUGCCAGAAUCGGCAACAAGAGCAUCGUGUCCCAACUCCUUGAAGUCGGCGCUGACCCCAACAUUGCCAAUCGUGUGGGUCUUCGGCCGGUUGAUUUUGGCAUUGGUGUUGAGAGUGUCGAGGAAAAGCAAAACGCUGAGGCGAUCUCGGAGAAGCCAAGCGCCCCUGGUUCAAGCCAAAAGAUGCGCGAAAGCAGCGACGAGAUUAUUGCUUCCAUCACGCACCUCUUGGGAGAGACCAGCUCCACCUUCCAGCAGGAAAUGAAGACGAAGCAAGUCAGCCUUGACUCGAUGCACGCCAACAUCCGCAAUACCUCCACACAGCUCGGCGAUGCGCGCCGCAAGAUUGAGCAGCUUACAGCAUCAGUGACCAGGCAGCAGCUCGCCCGUCGAAAAGUCGCCAACCUAGCGCACGCCCGCGAAGACGAACAAACGCGUUUGAUGAAUGAGCAGUCGCGCUCGUCGCAACCGAACCCCUCGUCAUCAUGGGAGACUGAGCUAGGCGCGAUGCUCGAGGCAGCCGAAGAGCACAACGCCGCGGGCGGAUUUAGUGCCGAGGGCAUGCUGCCGUCCACCGCCGUCCUCAAAGCGCGCAUCCGGGCCAUCGAGGCCCGUCGUGACGUCACCCGCAAGAUGGUUCAGGCCCUCCAGGGCCGCAGUCGGGAUGUGGAAGUCAAGUACCGCCGCGUCGUGGCUCUGUGCACCGGCGUUGCCGAGAAUGAUGUCGAUGCCGUCAUUGACGGCCUGCUCAAGGCCGUUGAGAGUGAACGCGAGGAGCUGGAGAUUGACCGCGUCAGACGCUUCUUAGGCGGUGUCGAAGGUGUCGUGCACUAG
Beauveria bassiana ARSEF 2860 is the source of this 2433-nucleotide messenger RNA. Its product is annotated as start control protein cdc10. Gene Ontology annotation, molecular function: DNA binding; transcription coactivator activity; protein binding. The transcript has 2 exons. NCBI's taxonomy places the organism in Eukaryota, Fungi, Ascomycota, Sordariomycetes, Hypocreales, Cordycipitaceae. Bases 1 to 2433 code for a protein of 810 amino acids. The record is from RefSeq and is a predicted model, not a curated record. Gene Ontology annotation, cellular component: SBF transcription complex; MBF transcription complex.